GCAAGCUGUUUCGCUGUUGCUGAAGGCAGAAAUCGCUUCGACUCUACAGACUGCUGCGAACUUAAGAUUUUAGUUGAAUUUUGAAGAGUUUGCGCAUGCCAUUCCUCUCGCCAGCUGAUUGAAAAGUUUCUAGCAGGACACAGCCCGCGUCUGGGAUGAGCCAGCCUCGAACGCUGAGCUCCGGUGCGCCGGCGCCAGCGUCGAUCGGGCCCAAGAGCCAGGACCUCGUGAUUCGUCCCGAAGGCCUCAAGCCCGGUACAAAGCUCCCGGUCGUGUACCACCCGGAGUAUAACAUCUCCUUUUACGGCCUCGAGAAGAUCCACCCUUUUGACGCUGGCAAGUGGGGCAAAAUCUUCGACAUCCUCAAAAAUUCUGGGUUGUUGAAUGCCACCAACUUCCAUGUCCCCCAUGAAGCUACCAAGCAGGAGUUGCUUCUGGUCCAUUCCCAGUCCUACCUCAACAAGCUGAAGUGGAGUGCGUAUGUGGCCACGGUGACAGAGGUUCCCUUUGUGGCCUUCCUGCCCAACUGCAUGGUGCAGCGCCGGGUUCUCAGGCCAUUCCGAUACCAGACGGCAGGCACCAUACUGGCGGCCGGCCUGGCUCUGGACCACGGCUGGGCGGUGCACCUAGGAGGGGGCUUUCACCAUGCAAGCGCCAACCAGGGAGGCGGCUUCUGCUGCUACGCCGACAUCACCCUGGCCGUCCAGACCCUCCGGGGACAGGGCCGCAUACGCCGGGCCAUGGUCGUGGACCUGGACGCACACCAGGGAAAUGGCUAUGCCCGAGAUUUCAUGGGCGACCAGGAUGUCUACAUCAUGGACGUCUACAACAAAGGCAUCUAUCCUCACGACGAAUAUGCCAAAACCGCCAUCAGACGGAAAGUGGAGAUCCGGUCUGGCACGUCGGACGAGCCCUACCUCAAGCUGGUGGACGAGAACCUCAUGCUGGCCCUGAACGAGUUCAGCCCGGACCUUGUCGUGUUCAAUGCGGGCACGGACAUCUUGGACGGGGACGUGCUGGGCCGGCUCAGCAUCUCCGACCAGGGCGUGGUGCGGCGGGACGCCCUGGUGUUCCGGCAGGUGCGCACCCGCGACAUUCCCCUGGUGAUGGUGACGAGCGGCGGCUACCAGCGCCGGUCGGCCAGGGUCAUCGCCGAGUCCAUCCUCCACCUGUGCAAGAAGAGGCUCCUGUACCUCGAGGAACCGCACUCCCGCGCGUCGGCCUCCGAGGUGGCCCACCAGUAGCGAUGCGGUCGACACCCGUCCGCAUGGGUUGGACCGAUAACGCAUUUAUUCAUUCGCACGGGAUGACCGGUUGUCUGCUUAUUCCGUCUGCCAUAAAAGUUUGAGGCUGGGUUGCGACUUGCAAACAGCAGUGGGGGAGGCCGGGGGGAAGCAUCAUCGAACCUCCCCCCCUACCAUUUUCAAAAAAAAAAAAAAAAGACUGUUUUGGCUAUACCGUUGUUGUUCACGAAUUUAGGGUCCUCAACGGACCCUGAAUUCGUUUUCAGGGUCCUAAAUGCACCCUGAAACACCCUGAAAACGGACCCGUGUAAUCGGUUUUAACAUAGGUGUACGUGCUCACAGUCACGGAUAGGCAAAUGCUUUCCAAGAUGUAUGAAAUACAAAUACAGAAUACUUCGAAAAAAUAUAUUUCAUUAGAGAUCUAAUUAGUACACUUUUUUUAGAAACGUAUUUAAAUACAAGUUAAAAAUAUGAGAAUAUUUUAUUAUCUUCAAAUAUUUUUACAAAUACAUUUUCCCCCCAUAGUCCGACGUCGACUUAAAUUUAACCGUGGGUUAAGAAAUAAAAGGGACUGUGCGAAAAUACAACGCUUAAAAGAAAGUUACAGCUCGUGGAAACAGUGUAUUCAAACGAGAUUAGUCUGAAAGGCUCACUUGAAGCAAUAAAGCCUUUUCAAACAACGUGGAAUUAAUGCGACGUCUAAAAAAUUAAAUGAGUCGACCAAAAAGUUAACAAUUGUGCCCACCCUGUUCACCCCUUGUUCUUUUUCCUUUUUUUCCCCGUGUCUAUUAUAAGUAAAGCGCAUCACGUUUCAUGCUCUUUGCAUAUGACUCCCAUCGCGAAGGGUGCAUGUAAUAUUGCAUUUGAUUGCAAAGAGUGC
Messenger RNA from Ixodes scapularis (black-legged tick), 2124 nucleotides. RefSeq names its product histone deacetylase 11 (gene HDAC11). NCBI's taxonomy places the organism in Eukaryota, Metazoa, Arthropoda, Arachnida, Ixodida, Ixodidae. Gene Ontology annotation, molecular function: histone deacetylase activity. The transcript has 9 exons. Bases 156 to 1244 code for a protein of 362 amino acids. The record is from RefSeq and is a predicted model, not a curated record.